Messenger RNA from Somion occarium, 1855 nucleotides. Lineage: Eukaryota; Fungi; Basidiomycota; Agaricomycetes; Polyporales; Cerrenaceae. The record is from the annotation of a GenBank genome assembly.
ACUUCCGUCUUGCUUGAGUGUUUAAUCUUGGAUUAUGGCGCAGGUGACAAAAGGACGUCUCGCACCCUUUUAUCAUCUCCUAUUCGAUGGCUAAUCCUUCCGACCGCAGUGGCUUGCCUGAGGCAUUCAGCGCCAUCGAGGGUGGUUCUACAGAAGAAAAGAUAUCCGCUCAUAUAAAUGUUGCACAGACGGGCACACUAGACAUGCUGGAGGAAAGGUCCGACUAUGCAGAGGGGAAAUGGCAUGCUUGGAGUACGGUGUUUGGUGCAUGGCUUAUACAGUUUUGCGCUGUUGGAAUCAUCACAUCCUUUGGUGUUUUCGAGGAGUUCUAUACUACAACGUGGCUCACGAAGAUGUCCGCUUCGAGCAUUAGUUGGAUCGGUAGCGCACAAAUAUUCUUGGAAUAUUCUAUAGCACCUUUCGCAGGCAAGCUUCUUGAUCACGGCUAUUUUCGCAGUAUUGUUAUUACAGGUUGCUUCCUCUUCGUGCUUAGUCUCGCCCUGUUGUCUCUGGCGCAAGAAAACCAAUACUAUCAGGCUUUUCUGGCACAAGCUAUCGGAAUGGGACUUGGCGUUGGAAUACUGUUUCUUCCAACAUCUUUGGUGUCAAUCAAACACUUCAGAAGCGGACAUGCUUUCGUGAUCGGAAUCGUCGACUCGAGUAUCUCUCUUGGCGGAGUCAUCUUCUCAAUCAUGUUGAAUUAUCUUCUGCAUGGAAGUGUUGGCUUUGCUUGGGGUGUCCGCAUAGCAGCCCUCAUUACGCUGGUCUGUUUCGUGAUCGGUUAUCUCAUGAUGUACUGGCCCAAGAAGCCGUUUGGUGGUCAGACAUUCGCACCUGCCGACACACAUUCUCUCGGACUACGCCAUUUUAGUCAACGCGACCUCCCUUACAUCUUAACCCUGUGUCAAGGGUUUAUUAUGUCACUCGGGACGUUUGUUCCCUCCUUCUACGUCCAGCUUUUCGCAGAGAUGCACGGCACAAGCAAAACGCUCUCUUUCUAUGCUCUAGCUGUUCUGAAUUUCUCUGGCAUGUUCGGACGCAUCGCUCCGAACUAUGUCGGUGAUAGGGUUGGACUUCUGAACGUCUACAUUCCACGUCUGACGCUCACAGGCGUUCUCUGCUUUGCUAUGUUGGCUGCCGGCACACCGCAAGGGUUGUUUCUCUUCGCGAUCUUCUAUGGGUUUUUCUUUGGCGCCACCAACUCGAUGUAUUUGCCACUUGUGACAUCAGUGACAGCGGGCGGAACACGAAUCGGAUUCUCUCUCGUACCCCCCGCGGUGGCAGCAUUGGUAGGACCCCCAAUUGCUGGUAGCAUUCUCGGUCCCCAUUAUGUGUGGUGGCAGGGAAUCACCUUUGCUUCGGUGACAAUGCUUGCUGCCACCGGCAUUUGUAUAUGGAUCAAGGUUCUGACCGAUAGAGCGAAGACCUCACAUUGGACGACGAGCAACCGAGACUAGUUCUUCACUCCAUGGUUGAAUGUUCGACCCCUAUUGCGAAUGCCAUAGGAUGUUCACGUGCACGUCGAACGUUUCUAGUUAAAUCAGCUCGUGCAACUGUUGUCCCGUUGAAAUCUCUUUGCAGAUACCUUGCAUUGCUCAAUGGAAGAUGUCUGCUUAGACAGCUUGAAGCAAUAAACGAUAGCAAACUGAAAGACGGAAUUUGAAAUGAGCUUUGGAAAUCGGAGGAAGUGUGGCGUCAUGGACAAGGUUAGACAUAUGCGACACUGUCCAUUCCUUGCGGUCAGAACACUCAGUCAAAUUCGGGCGCCUGAUAAGGGAAGGGUAUGCUUUAUGUGUGCUUCUGAAAUGUCCUCUUUCCCACAUAUAAAUAGACCGUGCACGUAGGACCCAACUUC